AUGAGCACUUCGCAACAGCAUGGGGCAAACCCCUACCAGGUCCCCUUCACCCUCACAGACCCCGACUUGCUUCACUUCGACUCCUACGUCCACGGUCGCUUUGUGUCCGCUGGGGAAGGGAAAACCUUCGAUGUUCUUGACCCAGGCACCGGGAAGCCCUGGGCAGUAUGCCCAGACUGCACCUCAUCCGAUGUCGAGCCCGCCAUCACCUCGUGCUACGAGACCUUCCAGACAUACUCGAAAACCACCCCUCGGCAACGGGCGAAGCUCCUGAUGAAAUGGCACGACAUCCUCCUCGCCGCAAGAGAAGACCUCGCCCGCAUCCUAGUCCACGAGACCGGCAAGCCCCUGGCAGAAGCGUACGGCGAAAUCGACUACGCCCUCACAUUCGUCUGGUGGUUCUCGGGCGAGGCCGACCGCGCCCACGGCACCAGCAUGUCGUGCGCGAUACCCGGCCGCAGAGCCCUCACAAUCAAACAGCCGGUUGGAGUAGCUGCCGCCCUGGUGCCCUGGAACUUCCCCAUUGCUCUCGCGCUGCGGAAAGCCGCGGCGGCUCUGGCUGCCGGGUGCACCAUGGUCGUCAAGACGUCCCCCGAGACGCCUCUGUCGGCCGUUGCCAUUGCCCACCUUGCGAACAGGGCUGGAUUCCCCGCCGGCGCCCUCAAUGUGCUAACCACAAGCUUGGAAAACACCCCAGCUGUGGCUGAGGCUCUUUGCCUGGACGCACGGGUGAAGAAGGUUAGCUUCACGGGGAGUACCAGGGUCGGGAAGUUGAUCGCGGGCCUGUGUGCCCAGAAUCUGAAGAAGACGACGUUCGAGCUCGGCGGGAACUGCCCGUUCGUCGUUUUCGACGACGCGGACCAGGAGCAAGCCAUGGACCAGCUUACAAGUCUGAAAUGGCGCCAUGCAGGACAGGCAUGUGUUACCUCGAACCGUGUGUACGUGCAGAGUGGGAUUUAUGAUGCCUUCGUUGAGACUCUAGUGAAGAGAUCACAAGAGCUUAAGCUUGGCCAUGGCAUGCAAGAUGGCACGACCAUUGGGCCUGUCACUACGCCAAGAGGCCUGGACAAGGCCGAGUCGCUCUAUCAAGACGCUCUUGCAAAAGGCGCCACGGCCGUUCUCGGGAAUGGAAAGCGAGAAGCCCGCGAGGGUUACUUCAUGGCGCCCACGGUUCUGACCGGGAUGAAGGAUGAAAUGCUCAUGACACACGAGGAAAUUUUCGCUCCCAUCUUGGGUGUGUACAAAUUUGAGUCUGAAGACGAGGUUGUUCGCCGAGCAAACGAUACGCCGCUUGGAUUGGCCAGCUAUGUCUUCACAAAGAACGUUGACCGGCUUCUACGAAUGUUUGAGACGCUGGAUGCUGGAAUGAUUGGAUUGAAUGUUGGAAACAGCUCUUCCGCCGAGGCUCCCUUUGGUGGCAUCAAGGAUAGUGGUCAUGGAAAGGAGAGUGGCAAAGACGUGGCGAUUGACGAGUUUCUGAUCACAAAAACCGGAACGUUGUCAAUCCAAUCGCAUUAUUAA
Messenger RNA from Clonostachys rhizophaga, 1521 nucleotides. Lineage: Eukaryota; Fungi; Ascomycota; Sordariomycetes; Hypocreales; Bionectriaceae. The record is from the annotation of a GenBank genome assembly.